Molecule: messenger RNA, 13792 nt
Organism: Sitophilus oryzae (rice weevil)
Lineage: Eukaryota; Metazoa; Arthropoda; Insecta; Coleoptera; Curculionidae
Gene: HUWE1
Product: E3 ubiquitin-protein ligase HUWE1
Exons: 35
Coding region: 1100-13606 (4168 amino acids)
Biological process (GO): positive regulation of protein catabolic process; protein polyubiquitination; proteasome-mediated ubiquitin-dependent protein catabolic process
Cellular component (GO): nucleus
Molecular function (GO): protein binding; ubiquitin-protein transferase activity
Source: RefSeq, a predicted model, not a curated record
UCUAGAAUGGGUUUGACAUCCGAUAGACAAGUCAUUAUCGGAAAUAAAUAGAUAUGGGACAAAAACAGCACUACACAUGUGGCUCAAAUUGAAUAAUAAGAACUUUUUUCUCCUUAUACACACAAUUUUUCACGUAAAAUCGAUCUUAUACUUAUUAUUUGUUUCAAUGGAAGACUCAGUUUUAGUUUAUAUUUAUAUGUAUAAUAUAUAGCAUAGUAUUUCUUUACUAAUUUAAAUAGAAGAUGUACACAUAGAAGCCAAUAAACCUUAGAAUCUAUAUUCUUAUAAGAUAGGAAACCAGUAUCUUAUAUUCAGUUUUUUUUUUAAUUAAGACCCUUGACCGUGCUUCUCGUAUUUACCUAACAGUAUAUCGAGUUCAUUAUCUUCUAUCUUACUUAAUUUACGUAAAAAAUUACCUAACAGCCAAAAAACCUCUUUAGAAAAUACUUAACUUGAACAGAAUAUGGAUUUCAAUGGCCUCUAAGUGCAUACUUUUUUUUGGCUUAAGAUUUACAGCCUAAACAUAUUAAUUAAUUGCAUUUUAUUUUUUUGAUGUCUUAGCAACAUACACUAAACUUGUUUUCUCUUAAAUUUAUAUAUUCUAGAAUACUAAGAAAAUACAAAUUUUUUUUCUUUACAUAAAUCACGAUUGGUUUAAAAAAUGAUACCUUAAAUUACACAUUCUUCGCGCAAUGAAUGUUCGUGGAUUUUUUCUCAAUUUUUACCCUAUGCGCAUAUUGUUUUAUAUUGUGUACGCAGCACAAUAUAUCGACAUGCGCCCUUUACAAAUGCUACGUCCGGAGGAAUAUUCUAGUAAAAUAGGCAUGUUAUUCAAUUAUUUAAACAUAGACAUAAUUGACCUUUAUAAUUGGCGGAAAUUUUAUAGGUGUUGUGAUAGCGUGACAAAAUCCUUAUUGGUCCUUUUUUAGGUUAAAGUACUCCUUAGAACGUAAGAUUUGUGUCAGUGUUUUUCUCUUGAAUGUGUGUUUUUUAUUUCAGCAAGCGAGACAUCAUCGAUACAGCGAAUAUAAGGACACAGUAUCCAGACUUUGAAUCAAAAACGCGAAAUAAAAUGAUGUGGAAGUGAUCUUUUAUCAACAUGAAAAUAGACAGAUCGCGGGUGCGUAAGAGCACCUCCGAGGUGCCAGCUGAGUGCCAGCAGCUUAUUGAAAGACUUCAACAAUGUUCAAGAACUGAACUUCUCGAGGAACUAUCGAAAAUUAAUUCGUGGACUUUUGGAAAAUGUGAGCUGCUCCAUUGGGCGCAAGUGUUGGAUAUAUUCGAUGCUAUUCUGGGUGAGGCUGCUGAGAAGAAUGAAGACAAUAAAUGGGCUCUGAAAUGUGAUAGUUUUAUUGAAAAGGACAAAGAAGUAUUAAUAUGUAUUCUGAGGUUUACAAGUUUACUAAUAGAGCACUCAUUUUCCCGGCACUUGUACAACUCUAUGGAACAUCUGUUAGUUUUGUUAACUUCCAAUGAUAUGAACGUUGUUCUAGAAGUACUAAAUUUGUUGUACAUGUUUUCUAAACGUAGCAAUUUUAUCACGCGACUUAAGACUGAAGAAAAAGAAUGCCUUUUAUCUCGUUUACAAUACUUGGCAGAGAAUUGGGGUGGAAAAGAAAAUGGUUUUGGUCUAGCAGAUUGUUGUGACCAAUUUAAGAGCAUCCCAAGUUCCGCAACAACUUUACAUGUAGAAUUUCACAGGGAGGAUUCCAAGGCUCAUAAAAAAGAUUCAGCAGAAAGCAACUCAAAAGGAACUAAACAGAACCUUCAUAUUAUCCAUAUAGAGCACAUUGACAAAUUAGCAUCUAAAACCCCUGCAGAGAUCAUGAAAUCACUCAUUAGUCUAUAUUAUGUCCCACCUGAAAAAGAGAUGUGGCUUUUCACUCAUGUCAGAUUAGCAACUCAUUUUGCUGAUUAUGAUAAAAGACUUAAGUGUGUCCAGGCAAGAUUACAAGCUCUCUCAGUCUUGGUGUACUCCAAUGCUAUUCAAGAUUUACCAUCAAAUUUGUUGUAUAAUGGAAUCCUAGAGGAGUUGGUUGAAGUUGUUGAGCUUCAGGAUUCACAGUUGACUGAUAUUAGAUGCGCUGCUUUAAGGACCUUAACAGCAAUCAUCCAUUUGGACAGAAAUACUCAAUUUCCAAAUAGAAGAUCUGGAUCAAGGUUAAACAAUAUAAUAGAUGUAACUGGAGCUAGUCAGUACCAUGGUUUUCUACCAGUUUUAGUCAGGAACUGUAUUUCAUCACUAACUAGUCAAAAAGAAAAUGAAGAUAAUAUCCUAGAGAAAACAAAGCCCGAAGAUGACAUUCUAAAACCAGCGGAUUCAGAAGAAAGUGAGAUUACCAAUGGUCCAGAUGUUCAUUCCAGUGAAGAAGAAAAUCCUAAUGAAGGUGGCCCAGCUGUUCUGUCCAAUGAAGAAGAAAAACCUAAUGAAAAUCUAGAAACCCAGAGUAAACAAGAAACUAAUGAGGAAAAAAGGUCAGAAGAAUCAAAUGAAAAGGAUGAACCCAUCAAGGAACAAGAACCUGCUGAAGAAUCACAACCGCAAACCGAUUUGGAGGAGGCUGAAAAUGCUUUGAAAGCCAUGACAGUCUCUGAUCCAGCUAAAUUUCCAGUCAGCCUAACAACAGCUUUGUUUUCUUUUUUAUAUCAUCUUGCUAGUUAUGAUGAAGGUGGCGAAGCCCUGGUAUCAUGUGGUAUGAUGGAAUCUCUACUUCAAGUCAUUAAUUGGCAAGGAUCUGAACUUGAUCAUAUAACAUUUGUGACAAGAGCUGUAAGAGUUAUAGAUCUAAUAACGAAUAUCGAUAUGCAAGCCUUCCAAAAUCACGCAGGUUUGCAUAGUUUUAUUAAUCGUUUGGAUGUGGAAGUGAAUUUCUGUAAGAAAGAUCAACUUUAUGAAGUAAAAUUUAACAGUUUUGAAGAUGCUUCUGCCCAAAACUCUAAUGAAGAAUCAAAUUCUCUUGAUCUUGAAUAUAUCGCAUCAAAUUCGGGAAAAAGUUGCCUGCCACAACGCGCGGCUUUAUUAAAAUCAAUGUUAAACUUCUUAAAGAAGGCUUUUCAGAAUUCAGCAUUUUCAGAAAGCAUCCGUCAUCUAAUGGAAGGUCCUCUACCUACAGCAUUAAAAAAUAUUAUAGCUAAUGCAGAAUAUUAUGGUCCUUCAUUAUUUUUAUUGGCUACAGAUGUAGUUACAGUUUACGUGUAUCAAGAACCAGCCUUGCUUUCAGCUUUGCAAGAUAAUGGACUUACCAGCGUUGUUCUUCACUCCUUGUUAGUUAAAGAGGUCCCUGCAACUCGCGAAGUCCUUGGUUCUCUGCCAAACGUAUUUAGUGCGCUAUGUCUCAAUGCUCGCGGUUUGGAAUCUUUUGCAAAACACAAACCCUUUAACAAACUGUUCCACAUACUAUUAUCACCGACAUAUUUAACAGCCAUGCGCAGGAGAAGAAGUUCCGAACCGACCGCUGACACGGCCUGCAACCUAGGAAGCGCUAUGGACGAGCUAAUGAGACACCAACCUAGUUUACGUCAAGACGCCACUCUAGCCAUCAUAUGCAUAUUGGAAGAGUUAGUUUUCUUGGGAUCCGAUCCAAACUACGUUUGCUGGAGACCUCACGGUCGUACCGAACCUGUUGGUACCACUGCUGGUAGAGCACCAGCCACUGAAGGUUCUUCAGAUGAAGAAGAGGAAGAUGAAGAUGAAACUUCGACCAGCUCUCAGAACGCCAACGCGCAGUCGCAGAAUGACAGCACCAGCGGUGGUAACCAACAAAAUAGUUCAGGAAAUGAAAGACAGCCCAUUGCUCUAGUUGAUUAUGUUCUUAACGCCAUGAAAUUCAUCGACGCUAUCUUGAGCAACAAUUCCACUGACGAUCACUGUCGGGAAUUUGUUGAGAAAGGUGGUUUAAGACCACUCCUGCGUCUUUUAGGCCUGCCAAACCUUCCAGCUGAUUGCCCAGCUACAAAUCCAGCUCAAGCUGUCGCUACAGUUUGUAAAAGCAUUCUAAACCUAGCUCAAGAGCCAUUUUUAUUUCAAGAAGGGCUUCGUCAACUUAAUGGAGUCUUGGAUAGAUUAAAACCUCUCUGCGCUCCAAUGGAGGAGAGCAAAACUUCAAUGGGAGGCUCCAGACUGCUCAUGGAACUUGCCAGCACUUCUGACGCAUCAGCUGCGUUCAGUUCUGCGCAGGCGACGCCUUUGCUCCAUGCCAUGGGAGCUGCGCAUGGUUAUGUACUUAUGUUUGUCCACGUUUGCCGGACUGGUCAGACUGAAAUACGCAGUUUGUCGCUGCAGCAUUGGGGCUCAGAUGAAGGAGCUAAAGUUCUCAAAGGAUUAGCAGAUUUAUAUACAGCAUUAGUGUGGGAGAGUACUCUUUUACUUGCUUAUUGCAGCGAUGAUUUGAUACCAUCUGAGUGUGAUUUUACGCGUGAAAGCAUUGAGAAAUUAAAUCAGUUCUUUGACAGGUGUGAGACAACUCAAAAUGUAGGAGCAGACACUGCAACAGCCUCUACAUCCACCUCAACCUCGACCAUAGACCCUCUCUCUGCUACCAACCCUAUUAUGGAUGUUGAUGCAGCAGAACAAACAAAGCCUGACAGUAGAAAUUUGAAGUACAUCAAGCCACUUUUAGGCGCUUCAUCUCGCUUAGGACGAGCCUUGGCUGAACUAUUUGGCCUCUUAGUUAAACUCUGUGUUGGCUCGCCUGUUCGACAGCGACGCGGUCAGAAUAUUAUAGCUGCCCUUCCUACUCCUACACCUCAAGCUAGAAAGGUCGCACGAGCUUUAAACACAUUAUUAGCCAAAGGAUUAGAUUGUGAUUCCCUCCCACCGUGCCCAACACCGAAAUGUCGCCUGACUUUCCUCAUUUGCAGCGUCGGCUUCACUAGCCCUAUGCUUUUCGACGAACGACGUUAUCCUUACUACUUAAUGCUAAAAAAAUUCGUCAACAUGGGCGGCCAAGCGAUUUUUUUCAAGACCUUCAGAUGGGCAUUACAGGGCAUUGACGAAAGUACUGGCUCUGAAAUCACCUUCCCAGAAGGUACCUUAGGGUUUCUUGAUGCCUGGCUCACACUUUUAGAAAAAAUGGUCAAUCCCAAAGCUAUUUUAGAGAGUCCUCACGUCAUUUCGACAAGGGCGAACGCUUCGUAUAAUUUCGACCCUUUAAAGUAUUUGAUACAGAUUCACAGGCUGGCGUUUGACAGUAUAGAAAGAUUGUGGAAAAAUAUACCAGUAACUUGCUAUGGAAAUCGCAUUACCGAGACGAUUUUGACGAUAUUGAGGCAUAUAUAUUGGGGAGAGAAAAUUAUAAAGGAGAAAUUGAAACAGGAAGAGUCAAAGACAGAUCAGGCAGCUUCUAGUAAUGGCGGAGCGGUGAGAGAUAAUGAUGAUAAUUUGAGGCAGUUGGUGGACAUGGGAUUUUCGCGCGAGCAUGCCAUAGAAGCGCUACUGCAUUCUAGUACUUUAGAGCAAGCCACGGAUUAUUUAUUGACUCACCCACCUCAGGCAAGGGCCUCCACCUCAACAGUAGAUCCUGAAGGAGAAGAUGAUCAGGUUCUCCAAGCUAUUGCAAUAUCUUUGGGUUGUAAUAGUAACAGUAAUUUAGACAGUCCCCACGCUACUAUGGAAGAAUUAAAAAAUUUGCUCGAUGAGUUUACAGAAAACGCUCUUAAAACGUGUUUGGAACUUCUGAAUAAAAUGCCAGAGCUUGUACACAAAACGUGCGAGCUUCUUGUAACCAUUAUGAAAAGAAACGGAAAAGUAUAUAGAGACAACCUGCUAGAUUCUUUAGUAAAAACGAUUAUUUCGAACGCGACACAUAUGGAAAGUUCGGUAGUACAGAAAGAGACUAAACAAGAUAACGGAACUGAAAAUGACUCAUCCAAACGCUUAGCGAACUACACGCAUCUAUUUAUUUUGUUUUAUGAAGUUUCAUAUUACUACGAGAUGAAGAUACCUUUUAUGACCAUUUACGGCACUCCUCUUCUUGAAUUAAUUACCAAAUUGAUCAAGCAAGCUGAAACAGCGAUGCACAGAGAUUUUGAAGCGAUGCAUAAAAAUUUUGAAGCGGCCUCUACUUUUCUUACAAGGCCUUCCUUCAGGUUACUUAGUGAUUGCUUACAAGUCCCCAAAUGGUUAGCUCAGGCUUUAUUAUUGAUAGAUACUUACGGCAAAGUAGCCAACAGGACGGAUCGCAAGAAUAAGAUGCAUAUUAGCACUAAUAGAGUUUGGCGUUGGUACGAUUUAGUCACUGGAAGAUGGUCACACUAUACCCCUGCUAAUAACAGAAUCAUUAACGAGGCUUAUUGGGCUGGCGAUCAAAGUGUCAGAGUGACUUGUGGAAGGAAAAGAUACACCGUCACGUUUCCGAAUAUGCUUCAGAUGAACGACGAAACGGGAAACAACAGACCUAUAGCUAUGACUUUGCUUACUUCGACACACCCGAGUUGUCUUAACAUUAACGAAGAUCCGCCAGAAGAUCCUAUGUUUAUUGAACUCACAGCAAAGGAAAGGGCCCGUUGUAUUCCUGUUCCUCCUUUGUCCAAAGCCCAAAAGAAGCAUAUCUUGGAAGCUUGCGUUAGUCUUUUGCAUCUGCCAUUGGAACGCGAUCUCUUGCAAUCUAUUAUGCAGGUCUGCGUGAGGUUCACUCGAGAUUUUGAAAUGGCGAAGGUGUUUGUAAAUGCCGGAGGUAUUAAAUGCCUUUUGAAUACCAGACACAUAGACGAUUUCAUUGGAUUCGCUGUUCUCGCCACUAUUUUAAUUCGACAUGCUUUGGAGGAACCAAAUACUCUAUCUUAUGCUAUGGAAAAGGUUAUUAGGGGAAGGACUUUAAGUACUAUUCCCCCUCCUUACAGAGAUCUGGUACAUUUGUUGAGGCAGUUAGGAGCUGCGAUAACCAGAGAUCCAGAUGUAUUUUUCCAAAUUGCAAAUAACAUACUAAGAGUCGAUAUUUCAUCUUAUAAACCUGGAGAGGCUCUUGACGCAGCGUUUCCCCUUCGGGUUGAGCCGACAAACCGUACUAAAGCUCCUCCUUUAGAAGAUAGCGUUUCAAUUCAAGUAGUCUACGAUUUACUAGAUGCUUUGUUAAGACCUCUGGCCGAGAAAAAAGAAGAGAACGCUUCUGAUUCAAAAAAACUGGAAGCUAGUGGGGAAGGAACCUCUAAAGAUGCUUCUUCUAAAGAUCAACGCAAAGAAAAUUCCGUGGUUAAGGAUACCUCAAAGCCGGGCCCGUCGAAAUCCGGUUCGAAAGAUGGAGCUUCUACGUCAAGUAGCGAUAAAAAGAAAGAUAAUAAUAAAGGUACGUCCACAGAUAAGAAGGAAGAAAAUGCAACUCAAAAAUUAAUGUUGCCUAAAUCAGUCAUCCUGAAAAUCCUAGCAGACGCAGUGGUUUCUUACGGACCUAUUGCAAAGCUGGUGACAGAAUAUACUUACAAAGCCAACUGUAGCCCGUUCAUAAAAGAAGACACGUCGGCUCUGGCAUUUAUUUUGGACAAGAUUCUUCCUGAGACUGAAGGAAUCUCCGAUUCAGAUUGUUCGGCAAUGUGCAGAAUGUUGAUUGCCGCUUUAUCUUCGGCAAAUCAUUCUCCGAAUGCUCAGCUUACUUUAGUCACUGAAGUAAAAACGGCACUGGCAAGGGCACUAGCUUUAUCAGAGUCUUCAGAAAAACACGGUCAGAUUCAACAUAUUUGUGGAAUUAUUUCGACCAUGAUCGAUAAUUGUCCAAGUGGGCGAGUAAUGAACGUGGUUCCAAAUCACAUUAUUAAGAUAAUGAUUCGUCGAGGGUUAUUUAAUGAUUUAGCCAAAAUUACGCACUACCUUGACUUAUCUUCGCCACAUACGUCCUUCACUGCCAAUGCAGCCUUAAAACCUUUAGAAUCUCUUUCAAGAACUAUCAAUCAACCAGGUCCAAACACAACUACAGCCAAAGGCCGCAAGCCAAGUACAACAGGCAAUGAAGAUUCAGCUGCUGGUUCCACAGCCGCUGCAGAACCCACCAGAUUAGAUGAAGAAGAUGCUGAAAACGUUGAAGACGCUCAGUCAGAAUCGGCAACCGAGCGAAAUGAAAAUGAAGGCGAAGGUGAUCGCUUGGAAGAAAUAAUGGAGCAUAUUUUAGAAGGUGGUACUGAAGGAACAAGAAACGCCUCUAUGGAGCUUGAAGAUGAUGGGCCUUUGAGUUAUGACCCAGAAAGAGAUGCAACGGAAGAAUUAAUGAGUACAGAUUCUGGCGAGUCCGAUUCCAACCCUUCAGAUCAAGCGGAAGAUGAAGGAAACAAUGACGAAGAUGGCGAUGAAGAUAAUAUUGAUGAUAAUGAAGAUAACGAGGAUAACAAUUAUGAAGAUGAGGAAAAUAAUGAAGGAGAACGCAGAGGACGCCGAUUGAGAGAUUCUGAAUUGCUUGAAGAGACUUCUGGGCUAUUCAGAGUAGCUACUAAUGAUAGAGAAGAAGACGUUUUAAUGAUUCACUAUGAAGGUGAUAAUGAUAUACCUCGAGUUAGAUGGACUGAAAACGGAUUAUCAAUUCCUAUGCUAGACGACAAUUCUGGAGAUCAGGUUAUCAUGCAUCCUCUUUUAUUAUCAAGACAUGGAAAUGACUCGACUCAGGCCACCGUUUCUAGAACUCAGCGUGCAAAUCGCGCUAGGCGGUAUCAAUAUUUAUUUAAUCCAAGAAACCCUAACCCUCCUGUGAUAUUACAAAGGUUGUUGGGCACUCAUGAUCCACACACCAUGGCGAAUAUGAUGACAGCUAACAAUAUAUUGACUGGUCCAGCUGAUAUAACCCGUGAACAAGCCAGGGUGGUGAUCAUGGAUAAUUUAGGACUUAUUCCUCCCAGUGAAGAACAGAUAGACUUUGUAGACCAGUCUGGCUAUUUGUUCGGACCCAGUUUAGCCGCAACUUUAAGCCACGUACCUCCUGUGGUCCAUUGGUGGAAUAUGGAAUCGAAAUUGCUAGAUUUGGAGUCGGUUUUUGAUUGUACCUCUUGGAUUUGUAACAGAUUGAUGCCCAAACUGUUGAAAUACAGAAACGAGGAAUUGAAAGCGAAGAGAACUAAGGAGGAAGAGGAGAAGGCUAGGAAGAGGAAAGCUAGAACGACUGCGGAGAAUGCCGAAGCUAAAACGGAGAAAUGGCAAGAUGCGAAGGACGAUGAAGAAGACGGUCAAGUCCUGCUUUUUAAUUAUGGAGAUGAGAGCGAAGCUGACCAAAAUAGUACAGAUCAAGCAGAAAAUCGUCAGACAGAAGGUCAAGAAAACAAUACUUCUACAGAGCCAGCUCCAGUGAAUGAUGCUCAAAAUUUGUUAAUGAGUUUUCGCAGCGAUUCUAGUUCUGGAGACAGUGCUUCUAUUAGAGAAAGGGAUAGUAACGAAGAUAGGACAGAGGAUUCAGUGGUGGCUGUAGCGGACGUAUUAGUAGAGCGAAACAAUCGCGAAGAUAUUGACGGCGUACCACUCGAGGCCUCAGAGAACGACUCCAACGAUGAAACCCGUGCAGAAAAUAACGUCCAAAACGAAAUAGUCUUGUCACCUUUACAAUUAAGUUUUCUACGCAAUGAGAACUCCAACUCGCAAAGCUUAUCUGAAGAAGCAACUCAUAAUGCUUCAGUUCAAACACUUACAGGAGAACCUAUAGAAAGAAGCGAGGGAAGCAAUAGUCGUCCGGAUUCUGAAGUCAGCGAAUCUUCUAAUCCAUUUGACACAUCGAGCUUAGCAUCGUCAACUAGGCUUCUGUUUUCUAGCGGAAGUCUAGCAGACAAUGAAGAAAACGAGAGCGAACUACGUGGCUUUAGUGACAGCGGAGGAGUGUCCUUGGAUGCAAUAUUCGAAGAAGCAAUGAAUCAGCAUAUUGAAGGCUUAUCUAACGAAACUGUACGCGUUCCUGCUGAAGGCGCUUCUAGCAGUAGUUCAUCUGAACAACCUAGCCAAGCAGAGGAAAGGGUCUCCAGCAUUAUAAGUGGAGAUCUUUCUCUUGGUGCCAUCUCAUUGUCAGACACUCCAAGAGAUUCUGAAGAGGCGAGAAACGAUGCACCCACCGGUGCCGGUCCAAGCAAUGCUCCAGACGAUGAGGAUAUUCCUGAAGGAGUUGAUCCGUCCUUCCUAGAAGCUUUACCUCCGGAGAUAAGGAGAGAAGUGUUAGAACAACACCGCAUUUUAUGCUUGCAACAGCGUUUGGCAGCUCGUGCGACUGAAGUAACGACUGCCAGCGAAAGCUCGAACGCCAACGAGGGUCCUCAGGAAGUGAGUCCCGAAUUUUUAGCAGCCUUACCUCCAGCUUUACAAGAAGAAGUCCUUACUCAACAAAGACUGGAGCAACAAAGACAAGCAGCUGCCAGAGCGCCUCCCAACGAACCUGUUGACGCACAAGCAUUUUUCCAAACUCUACAACCCUCUUUGAGAACUAUGAUAUUAUCAGACAUGGAGGAUUCCCAGAUGUCAGCUCUACCCCCUGAGCUAGCGGCAGAAGCUCAGAACCUCAGACGCGAUUGGUACGCUCGAAAUAGACAACUAGCACAAGAAAGAUUCGUGCAAAGCAACUUGCCAGCCAUAAUAAGACACACCAGAGGCCGUCAAGCUCAUAGACCUCUCACCUUUCAAAGAGGUGGAUGGAGUCCAUGGGGCAGAAGCUUUAUGUCCACCCAUGUGCGUAGCGUUAAUUCGCAGGUGAAUUCGAUGAGAAUUCGCGGACGUCAACUUCUGGACCACGACGGUAUCGCUUGUUUAUUGAUACUACUCUUCACCGACGAUCCGCAUUUAAACAAAUUACGACUGCAUAGAGUGAUUAGGAACUUAUGUUACCAUGCUGCUACUCGCGAAUGGAUUAUUAACGCCCUACUCGCCAUUAUUGAUAAGAGCGUCCACACAGAACCUGACGACAUAUAUGUAAAACCUACUAGAAAGACUCCACGAGCAGGACCUUUAACUAGCAAACUACAAACAGACGCAAGACACCUUAACACCAGCGGUCAUUGGUUGACUAUUCGCAUGGAAGCUGCUCUAGGCUGUGCAGCAAACGUAUUUUUAGUCAAUAAAGGUCCUGGCAAGAAAGCUGAGAGAUUAAGCGGGAAUAACGCUAUAGGCAUCCACCUACAAGCUGUUCCAGUUGUUUGUCGCAAUACUCUGGAUCUAUUCACUGCUCUGGCUAAAGCUUUCCCGUCCUGUCUUCUCCCUACCAAGCUUUUCCGUGAAGAAGUUCUUGAACGACCUGCUAUACCGCCAGUGAAGUUAAGUGCACCAGGCCAACCGGAUUUCUGGGACGUUUUGUUGAAACUAGAUUCAGCUGGAGCAAAGAAAGGAAAAAGUAUCGCCAAGUCUUCUUCGUCCGCCGCCGCUAACGACGCUGAGGCUUCCUCAUUUGAAGAUACUGUCUUUGGACGGUUGCUGAAUAUGCUAGAGUCUCCAGUAGUAUACCGCAACACACAGCUGACAGAUAAUCUCUUAAAGCUUCUGUCAGUUACUACUUCUGGCAUGUCCGAAUUAGCUAAGUCACAUAGAUUAAGAAAAGGAAGUGGGAAUAAUCAAAACAAUGACCUCACAAGCAAUCCUCCAAUAAAGGCCCUUUCUUUGGCUGUGAACGUGAUUAUUUAUAAGAACUGUUCAGAAGAAGGUUUAGAAUUCACGACGAACUUGUUACUUAAUCUAGCCAGUGCCUCUUCGGAAAUGAGUCUUCUUAUAUUGAAUUUAUUGUUAAACGGAGCCGUGGAAAUUGGCGUGGUUUUAGAUGAACAAAUACAGGAUAUGUUGAUGGAUGUACAAGAUUACAAUUACUUUAGGAAGAAGAAGCAAGACGAAAACGCACCUUCUACUUCGAAGGGUGUUAUUUAUAAUAGGUUUACCAAUGAACAAGUUGUUAUUACUGCGUCUUCGAAGAUAAAAACGGCUUGUGAACUUCAGCUUCCUUCCAUGGUACCAUUAACCUCCAAGUCCUCAGGGCAAAUAUUUUUCCUUAGAGUACUUAGAGUUAUUGUUCAGAUUAGAAACUCUAUAAAGAACAACAUGAAAAGAACUAAUGCCGACUAUGAACUACUAGCUUUAAGUGAACAGCUUAGUACUUUAGAGCAUCUUUGGGAAACCUUAAGUCGUUGUCUGACUGAAUUAGAGGAUGCUCCCGACCACCAUGCGGUCUUAGUUCUUCAGCCGACAGUAGAAGCAUUCUUCCUUGUCCACUCGCCUCAGCAGGGAGCCUUCAGUUAUAAAGGAUCUGAAGAAGAGGAAGAAGAACGACCGCAAGGAGCUAGUGAGAGCACCAGCACCAACAACAGACCACCUACCGAAAAUGCUGCUCCUGAAGAGCCACGUACCAGCUUCGAUUUUGAGCAUAGACAGGCUGAGCUCACUAGUCGUAGCGUUACAGCCGAACAACAGAAGUUUUUGAGUUUUGCCGAGACGCAUCGCACGGUACUUAACCAGAUUUUAAGACAGAGUACCGCACAUCUAGCUGAUGGACCGUUUGCUGUUUUGGUCGAUCACACCAGAAUUCUCGAUUUUGAUAUUAAAAGACGGUAUUUCCGAACUGAGCUCGAACGUAUGGAUCAUGGUAUUCGCAGGGAAGAGACUGCUGUACAUGUUAGAAGAAGUAACGUGUUUGAGGAUUCCUUUAGAGAAUUGUUCAGACGCGCCCCAGAGGAAUGGAAAAAUCGAUUCUACAUCGUUUUUGAAGAUGAGGAAGGUCAAGAUGCAGGAGGUCUUUUGAGGGAGUGGUACGUGAUCAUCUCUCGUGAUAUUUUUAACCCUAUGUACGCAUUGUUCACUGUUUCUCCUGGUGACAGAGUUACUUACAUGAUAAAUUCCGCUAGCCAUUAUAAUUCAAACCAUCUCUGCUAUUACAAAUUUGUAGGAAGAGUUAUAGCUAAGGCGAUCUACGAUAAUAAACUACUAGAAUGCUAUUUCACUAGGUCUUUCUAUAAACACAUCUUGGGCAUCCCUGUCAAGUAUACAGACAUGGAAAGCGAAGAUUACAGUUUUUAUCGCGGUUUAGUCUAUCUGAUGGAAAACAACAUCAACAAUCUAGGUUUGGAUUUAACCUUCAGCACGGAAAUAAGCGAGUUUGGCGUUACAGAAACUAGGGACUUGAUUCCUAAUGGCCGACAUAUCCCAGUAACAGAAGAAAAUAAGAUGGAAUAUGUCAGACUUGUCUGUCAGAUGAAGAUGACUGGUGCUAUUAAACAACAGUUAACGGCAUUCUUAGAAGGCUUUUAUGAUAUUAUUCCUAUGCGUUUAAUAUCAAUUUUCAAUGAGCAAGAACUGGAACUACUCAUAUCUGGAUUACCCAAUAUUGACAUAGAUGAUCUUAAGUCUAAUACCGAAUAUCAUAAAUACCAAUCCAACUCUCUACAGAUUCAAUGGUUCUGGCGUGCUUUGAGGUCAUUUGAUCAAGCUGACCGUGCCAAAUUCUUACAGUUUGUCACUGGAACUUCCAAAGUGCCUCUUCAAGGAUUUGGUGCUCUUGAGGGGAUGAACGGCGUUCAAAAGUUUCAAAUUCAUAGAGAUGACCGUUCUACCGAUCGUUUACCUUCCGCACAUACUUGCUUUAAUCAAUUGGAUCUUCCAGUAUACGAGACGUACGAUAAACUGAAGGCAUACUUGCUGAAGGCUAUUCAUGAAUGUUCUGAAGGUUUUGGCUUUGCUUAAAUAAUACUUUAAAUGUUAAGACUGAUGUGUUUGUUUAUACCUAUUUCUAUAGUAUAGUCUUGAGUGUAUAUAAAAAUAUCUCUUCAAGAUACCCCGAGCCUUCAGCAGUCUUGCAGAGAUAAAUUAUGUUAAUAAUUAUAUGUUAGUUUGUACAGAAACAUUACAAACUGUAUAUUCGCUAAUAGA